AUGAUCGACAAGAAGGACCCAAAAUCCUUCAUGCAAUUUACCGAACAGGACAUUGAGAAAAUCCUUGCAGAAGAUCCCCUACUACGACGUUGUGGCCUUCUAGAACAGGACAAGACGACCAAAAAGGUUUUCCUUGUCAGCGAGGGACAGUACACAUUUCGGGUCAAUGCUCAGCAAAAAGUUGAGGUGACACAGAAGACAAAUGCUAAGAGCAAUCACUCACCCUGA
Molecule: messenger RNA, 228 nt
Organism: Dibothriocephalus latus
Lineage: Eukaryota; Metazoa; Platyhelminthes; Cestoda; Diphyllobothriidea; Diphyllobothriidae
Source: the annotation of a GenBank genome assembly